AGCGUCCUGAGGCGGUGACGGUUGGUAGCGCGCGCGCCACCCUGGGAGUCCCGCGCCGCCGGUGGCGCGCGGCGCAGGGGGAGGGAACCCGGCGCGAGGCGGGUCCCCCUGCGCGCGCAGCCCCCCCCUCCUCCUCCUCCCUCCUCCUGUCAGUGGCCACCUGAGGGAGCCGCCUCCCCUCCCCCCACGGCCCCAGUCCGGCCCGGGCCCCGCUGAGGAGGAGGAGGCGGCUCCGAGGGGGCUGAGGAGAGUCCACUUUGCACUCUUCUCUCCCACUGAGGAAGGCUAGCUAUACUUUUCUGCAAAGCCCACCAACACUGUUCCAAGCCAAUGCAAGAGGGAUGAGGACAGUUGAGAAGCAUAGCUGCAGGACCUUCAUUGCAGGCAUAUUGCCCAGCCAGGAGAAGUGGACAAGAUUCUCUUUGGAACCCAUGAACUUCUCUAACAGUGGCAAAAGAAAGCGAGCGGAUAAUUGUUCCAGGAUCUUGCAAUCCUUUGUCAUCUUUGCAAAUGGGAGACGUUCUGGGCCGUAUGUGAUAGGAGUCUUUCAUACACAUCCAUGUUGGAAAAGACACUGGCUGAUUCAAACCAGAGCUUCACAAUGACCGAGGAAGCAUGCAGGACACGAAGUCAGAAACGAGCACUAGAACGAGAAAUAACCCAAAAUGACGUGGACAGUAAAAAAAUUAAAACGGACAAAGGAUUGUUGGGAACAGAUAUAAAGACUGAAGGUGACAUUAAAAUAAAGACUGAUCCUGGAGCUGGGAAAGUCCAAGGAUUAUUAAAAGGAGGGGAGGUAAAAGCAACUAUUAAAGUGGAGGUACAGACAGGUGAUGAACCUGUUGAUAUGAGUACCUCAAAAAGUGAUCUAAAGAGAGAAAAGAGAGUCCCCUCACCUGAUAUUAUAGUGUUAUCAGACAAUGAACCUUCAAGCCCUAGAAUGAAUGGUUUAACAAAAAUAGCAUUAAGAGAGACCAACACAGAGGCACUCAUGGCCUUACAGAAGAGCAGCCCAGAGGAGCGUGAGAGAAUGAUUAAACAGCUAAAAGAGGAGUUACGGUUAGAAGAAGCAAAACUUGUUUUAUUGAAAAAGCUGCGGCAGAGUCAAAUACAGAAAGAGACCACUACUCAGAAGCCUCCUGGUUCCUCUGGGAGUGCUGUGGCCACCCCUCCCCCAUUGGUGCGGGGAACACAGAAUGUUCCUUCUGGCAAACCAUCCCUUCAGACCUCUUCUUCACGUAUACCGGGCACUGUUAUUCCCCCUCCAUUGGUCCGUGGAGGGCAACAAGCAUCUUCAAAACUGGGAUCUCAGCAGAAUACACAGAUAGUAAUGCCACCUCUUGUCAGAGGAGCACAGCCCAUCUCUGUUUCUCCCCAGCAAAUCCACAAUAUCCGACAGCACUCCAGCACGGGGCCACCUCCACUGCUUCUGGCACCACGGGCAUCCGUCCCCAGUGUACAGAUUCAGGGACAGAGAAUUAUACAACAGGGUUUAAUCCGCAUUGCCAAUGUUCCCAAUACCAGCCUGCUUGUCAAUAUACCACAGGCCUCACCUACUUCAAUAAAAGGUACAACAGUGACAUCAGCUCAGGCUAAUGCUACUACUACAAGUGUUGCUUCUAUAGUGAACUCCAAUGAGUCCCCAGCCAGUCGGCAAGCUGCUGCCAAACUUGCACUGCGCAAGCAGCUGGAGAAGACGCUACUGGAGAUCCCACCUCCUAAACCACCUGCACCAGAGAUGAAUUUCCUGCCAAGUGCAGCCAACAACGAAUUUAUUUACCUGGUUGGUUUGGAGGAAGUAGUGCAGAACUUGCUAGAAACUCAAGGUAAAGUUUCAGUCACAGCCUCAUCUCAGGAGCCCUAUAUGUGUGCUCAAUGUAAGACUGACUUCACUUGCCGCUGGAGGGAAGAGAAGAAUGGAACCAUUAUGUGUGAAACCUGUAUGACAUCGAAUCAGAAAAAGGCCCUCAAGGCUGAGCACACUAAUCGACUGAAGGCUGCCUUUGUGAAAGCAUUGCAGCAAGAGCAGGAGAUUGAGCAGCGGAUACUGCAACAGACUGCUUCUCCUGUACAGACCAAGUCAGAACCUGUAGUCCAGCACCACUCACUCAAGCAGACUAGCCAGCUGUCUCGAGGUCCCCCAGGAACCACCCGAGGAGUCUUGCAUGCAUUUAGUCAGUCACCUAAGUUGCAGAAUGCAUCAGCUGCAGCAGCACUUGGUAGUAGGCCAGGUAAGCAUGCUGAGAGACCUGUCAGCAAGAGCAAUGCUACUACCUGGAAGAAGACCCCCAUCACUACAGGUGGGGCUCUAGCUUUUGUAAACCCUAGUUUAGCUGUGCACAAGACUUCUUCAGCAGUAGACCGUCAACGUGAAUAUCUCCUGGAUAUGAUUCCCCCACGAUCCAUCCCUCAAUCUGCAACAUGGAAAUAAUGCAGUGGAACGCCCAAGAGGAAGACUUACCUGUUUCUGCCAUUCUUUUUUAAUACCACAAUACAGUGGAAUCUGCUUUAAACCCAGCUGGAUUUGCCCAAGCUUUGUAGGAAGCAAGAAGACUGCUCCUCAUCCCAUUGAGUGCUGCUGUCCUUGCUAUGAGAAAAUGGUACCAAGAGAGUGGAAACAGACUCGAGCUCAUCUGGCUAUCAAAUUCUUGUGAUUGGCUGAUGGUGAAGGCUGUCAGGAAGGGGGAGAAAUUCUUAUUUUUUGGCUUUGUGUAUUUAGGUGUUUGGGGGUGUGUUUGUGGUCACCAGCACAAAGGAGGACUGAAAGGACUAUCUGCCUUUGGUUUCUUUACUUUACGAGCUAGCUAGUCACCAAGCAUAGAGUGUUCACUGGCAAACAAGGAUGCACUUCCUUGUAAGAAAAGUGGAAUAUGAACCUAGUGAUAGCAGAUGCAUUUAGCAGGUUGAAUUCAUGUUUGCUUCUCCUCUUUCCCCCACCCCAGAAAGGCAAUCUACAAUUUAUAAUAAUGAGCUAAUGAUAAAUAAGCGCAAACUCAAAUUCCAGUUGGUCGUGAUUUCUAAUGGACUGGUUGCUGCCCCAACAGUCCCAGCAGGUGGGAGGCAGCGUAGGCCUCUCACUUUCAUUGGAUUCUGUUGAAUAGACUUUGUGGACACUUGAUGGUCUAAACCCUGAUGUUCUGAACAAUAAACAGUACUUUGUUCAGUCUCUCUAAUCCAGCACAGAGCCGUUGGCCCUUGCAAAAGUUCCCAGAGACUUUUUUUUUUAAAGUGAAACUUUUUUUGUUGUUGUUUUUGUUCUUUUGAGAAGUUGUAUUCAAAAACUAGAGCUCCUGAAGCUGUGUGUAAUCAGGGAGGGUGAGGGGAGGGAGCAGAAGGAUGAAAGGUAGGAGUCGGGCAACAGGUUCUUUCCUCUGUUAUCAGUGGAGAAGCAAUCCUUCCUAGUCCAUGCUUUAGUGGUGUGAUGACUGUACAAGCACAUGUUGGGCAUGCUUCACCCUGAUCCCUAGAAUUCCAUUCUUUCAUGCUCCCCUCUAUCAUAUCACUCCAGUAUUUCAGUUUUGGUAGAGCUUUAGGUAACCCUUCUUUAAGGACAGGAUUCUGUGUGGUUUUAAUAUAUUUUGGGAUUACACGGAUAUGUUUAGAAUCAUUUUGGUUUGUUUUUUUUCACUUUAUGUUGGUUACAAGUGGCAGAAAUACAUACCUUGCUACUUGUAUUGCAUAUUGGUACUAGAACUAGUGCUGAUAUGAAUUCUUUUCAAAGUUUUUAUAUAUAUAUAUAUAUAU
This is a messenger RNA of Dermochelys coriacea (leatherback sea turtle), 3744 nucleotides long. It is a transcript of the gene GATAD2A, whose product is annotated as GATA zinc finger domain containing 2A. Gene Ontology annotation, biological process: negative regulation of transcription by RNA polymerase II. The transcript is spliced from 14 exons. NCBI's taxonomy places the organism in Eukaryota, Metazoa, Chordata, Testudines, Dermochelyidae. Gene Ontology annotation, molecular function: sequence-specific DNA binding. The record is from RefSeq and is a predicted model, not a curated record. Gene Ontology annotation, cellular component: NuRD complex. Bases 560 to 2431 code for a protein of 623 amino acids.